Coniophora puteana RWD-64-598 SS2 is the source of this 255-nucleotide messenger RNA. RefSeq lists its product as uncharacterized. The transcript has 2 exons. The record is from RefSeq and is a predicted model, not a curated record. The annotation marks the transcript as partial. Gene Ontology annotation, molecular function: translation elongation factor activity; ATP binding; ATP hydrolysis activity. Lineage: Eukaryota; Fungi; Basidiomycota; Agaricomycetes; Boletales; Coniophoraceae.
CGCCAGACGCAGGCUAUCGGCUCACUCUCUGGUGGUUGGAUGAUGAAGCUCACCCUUGCUUGCGCCAUGCUCUUCAAGGUCGACAUUCUCCUACUUGAUGAACCCACUGUUCACUUGGACGUCAUCAACGUCGCUUGGCUCGAGAGCUACUUCACCAGCCUUACGCACUGUACUUCCAUCAUCGUCUCGCAUGAUCGUGGGUUCUUGUCUUGUCAGCAAAAGCCUCAAGGAGGGCGGCGAAGAGGACGGAGUUAA